Schistocerca gregaria is the source of this 465-nucleotide messenger RNA. RefSeq lists its product as uncharacterized. NCBI's taxonomy places the organism in Eukaryota, Metazoa, Arthropoda, Insecta, Orthoptera, Acrididae. The transcript is spliced from 2 exons. The coding region runs from base 1 to 465 and encodes 154 amino acids. The record is from RefSeq and is a predicted model, not a curated record.
AUGAAUACCUCUACCUACCUUGUUGGAACUCUUAGGAGUAAUAGAAAAGGUAACCCACAAACAGUAAUAUCUGCAAAACUGAAAAAAGGGCAAACAAUAUGUUCACACAGCAACACAAAAACCUCUGUGAUCAAAUGGAAAGAUAAACAGGAUGUUUUGAUGAUUUCUACCAAACAUAACGAUGAUAUGGUGCCUGUAAAAUGUAAAAAUGGCAUGGAAGUUUUGAAACCCAAAGCAGUCAAUGACUAUAAUGCCGCCAAGUCAUUUAUUGCUGCAACUGAUCAGUUGAGCUCAUUCUCAAUGACACGUCAGUGUAUGGUUAAAUGGUGCAGAAAAAUCAUUUCUGAAAUCCUUUUUGGUACAUCUGUUGUAAAUGCUCAAAGUUUCCAAAGGAGAGCAGUUGAAGAAGAUAUUUGGGCUGUUAUAAGUGCCUGUGAAGAGCAGAAGAAGAAAGGAUGCUGCUAA